UCCGGCGAUGGGUACACGUGUCUUUGUCCGCUUCUGUCUAGAAGACACCCCUGAUGGAAGACUUCCCGGAGGGAGAUUUUGACCAAGCCGUGCUACGCGUGGGACUGCAGAAGGCGUUAUCUGAAGCCCUUGGAGCGGGAGCCGCCGAGGGGCCGGCAUGGCGGUGAGCAUGGACGAUGACGUGCCCCUCAUCCUCACCUUGGACGACAGCGGCAGCGGCGCCUCGGGCCCCCUCGACGACCUGGAGCCCGAGGAGCUGCCUAACGAAAAUGGAGGUAGCUACGACGUCGUUAAUGAUGCAUCCAGCCCUGCUGCAGGGGACUGCUGUGCGCAGCAAAGCUCUGCCCAGCACAACUGGGAAAUGAACUACCAAGAGGCAGCAAUCUACCUCCAGGAAGGAGAAAACAAUGAUAAGUUCUUCACUCACCCCAAGAAUGCCAAAGCACUUGCUGCCUACCUCUUUGCACAUAAUCACCUUUUCUACCUAAUGGAACUGAGCACAGCACUGCUUCUCCUGUUGCUGUCUCUCUGCGAGGCGCCAGCUGUUCCUAUGCUCCGUCUUGGCAUCUAUGUCCAUGCAACCCUGGAGCUGUUUGCAUUAAUUGUAGUGGUCUUUGAGCUCUCAAUGAAGAUGAGGUGGCUGGGCUUCCAAACUUUUAUCAGACACAAAAGGACCAUGGUGAAGGCUAGCGUGCUGUUUGUACAGUUCAUAGAGGCUAUUGUGGUGUUGGUGCGCCAAACCUCACACGUCCGGAUAACGAGAGCCCUGCGCUGUAUCUUCUUGGUGGACUGCCGUUACUGUGGUGCAGUCAGAAGAAACCUGCGACAGAUCUUCCAGUCCCUUCCCCCGUUUAUUGACAUUCUCCUCCUCCUGCUUUUCUUCAUGGUGAUCUUUGCCAUCCUGGGUUUUUAUUUGUUUUCUCCUAACCACUCGGAUCCUUACUUCAGUACCUUAGAGAACAGCCUCGUGAAUCUCUUCGUGCUUUUGACCACUUCAAAUUUCCCUGAUGUGAUGAUGCCAUCCUAUGCCCGGAACCCCUGGUCCUGUGUCUUCUUCAUAGUGUAUCUCUCCAUUGAGCUGUACUUCAUUAUGAACUUGCUUCUGGCUGUUGUGUUCGACACUUUCAAUGACAUCGAAAAGAGGAAGUUUAAGUCCUUGCUGCUGCACAAGCGCACGGCCAUACAGCACGCCUACCGCUUGCUUAUUACCAAACAGAGGCCGUCUGGAAUUUCCUUCAAGCACUUUGAAGGGCUGUUGCGGUUUUACAAGCCUCGGAUGUGUGCCAGAGAGCGGUAUCUCACUUUCAAAGCACUGAAUCAAAGCAAUACUACUUUAGUCAGCCUAAAGGAUUUUUACAAUUUCUAUGAAGUUGUUGGCUUAAAAUGGAAGGCAAAACGAAAUCGUGAGCACUGGUUUGAUGACCUUCCCCGGACAGCGUUCCUUAUUUUUAAAGGCAUCAACAUCCUUGUGAAGUCGCGAGUAUUCCAGUACACCAUGUAUACUGUGGUGGCUGUGAAUGGAAUUUGGAUUCUUGUUGAAACCUUCAUGCUGCAAGGAGGGAAUUUCUUCUCCAGAAACGUUCCAUGGAGCUACAUAGUCUUCCUCACAAUCUACGGCGUGGAGCUGCUCCUGAAAACCACUGGACUGGGGCCUGUCGAGUACCUAUCCUCUGGGUGGAAUGUCUUUGACUUUGCAGUGACCCUCUUUGCAUUUCUGGGGCUCCUGGCACUGGCGUUUAACAUGGAGCCAUUCUACUUCAUUGUGGUCUUGCGACCUCUUCAGUUGCUGAGGCUCUUUAAAUUGAAGAAACGUUACAGAAACGUCCUGGACACUAUGUUUGAGUUGUUCCCCCGGAUGGCCAGCCUGGGUUUAACCCUGCUGAUCUUCUAUUACUGCUUUGCCAUUGUUGGCAUGGAAUUCUUCGCUGGUGUGGUCUACCCAAACUGCUGCAACACAAGCACAGUCGCAGAUUCCUACCGCUGGGUGAACCAUACCGUUGGUAACAAGACAGUUGUGGAAGAAGGCUAUUACUAUCUCAACAACUUUAAAGCGCAAUUGUCUUUGUUUUUCUUCCACUCUCAUACAGUCACGCUGUUUGAGUUGAUGGUUGUCAAUGACUGGUAUAUCAUCAUGGAAGGGGUGACCUCACAAACCACUCACUGGAGCCGUCUUUACUUCAUGAUCUUCUAUAUCGUGACCAUGGUGGUGAUGACGAUCAUAGUGGCAUUUAUUCUGGAGGCUUUCGUCUUCCGCAUGAACUACACACGGAAGAACCAAGAUUCAGAAGAAGACAACGGCAUUGUGCUGGAGAAGGAGAUCUCCAAGGAGGAAGUGAUUGGGAUAAUAGAGCUGUACAAACGGAGUUCAGCUGUCACUGAAACGUCUCAGCUGCAGAAGAUCGUUUUGCAGAUGGACAAAUAUGGGCAAAUGUCGACGCUGUUUCUGGGGCGCAGAUCAAGGACCAAGAGUGAUUUAAGUAUGAAGAUGUACGAGGAGGAGAUACAGGAGUGGUAUGAGGAACACUCCAGAAAAGAAGAAUCUCAGACACCGUUGCAAGAAUCUGCACCUGCGUCCAACAACUCUCUGAAGCCCUUGAGCCUCCGGCAACGCUCCCAGACUGUCAUUUAGGCCUAGCUAACGCAAGCUGCCCUCUAUGCAAUAACCUAGACUAUUACUUCACAGCGUAUAUAUUGGAAUGGUGUAUAUAGAUCUGUUCAAUGUACCGGUUGGCUUUAGGGUUUAAAUCUCUUCCCCUAGGCAGUGAAUUGCUGAAAAAACAGAGGCCUUGUGGGGCUCUGCAUAAGACUGGUAGAACCGGGUUGAGCAUGAUGCCCAGGCUCGGCAUGGAGUGAGCAUCUCAGGCAAAACAGAGUUGUCCUCCCUCUGACCUGCUUCCCAGGCUCAGACCUGUUGCUUGUCUUACCACUAACAGACCCCGGCAGAAGGGAUAUGUAGUCCAUUAACAGCAGGAAAGGUGCUGAAGCCACCUGCUUAAUAGUAUUAAAAAUUUUGCCCUUUGGAAGAUCCACUUUUUUCAAAGGGUGCCAUUAAGCUAGGUACAAAAGAUCAGGGAAUGAGUUUUUUUUUUUUCUUCUUCUCCCCUCCUUGUGCAAAGCAAGGGGAGGUGGUGUGAAAUUUCAGCACUUUUGGAGGAGCGGUCUGCUUUCCCCUCCUUUCUGACAUACCUAGAUGCACUCCUGUAGCAGUUCUAGCUCUCAUUAUUGAGUUUAGCUGUCUGUGAGCUGUCCUGUGGCAGCUGGAGCCAGAAUGAGGGAGCUCACUGCAUUCAGACUAUAGGUGGGACAAGAGACAACUCUCUCUGCUGGUCAGUUCUGCCCAUGGCACUGCCCAGAAUUGGGAGUGACUCUGUAAGCCCCAAAGCUCUUAUCUCCGUUUGGUGAGAUGAGUGAUUCCCCGGGUUGGCAGGGGCUGUUGACCUCUGCCACUUGGCCACCUGCUUUGUAAAUGGCAGAUUUUUGCCUGCUCCUUAGUUCAGAUAGAGAAUUAGGAGGACGAAGGGAGGGUUUUGCAGCUCCAAGUCUAUGACAUAGUUCUGCCUGCGUCUGGGUUAAGAAGAGCUUAUGGGCAGAGAGCCCAUAAAACACCACUGCUGGUUAAUCCUCAGCCAGGUCGUGGCUUUGUUUAUGCAGGUGAACGAGUCCUAAUGCAGCAGUGUUGCUCCUCCCUUGUUCUCAGCCUUGCAGAAAGGCUCUCCAGGCUGGCAAAUGCUGACUGAGAGAGAUCUUGGGAAGGCCGUCUAUUGAAGAGCUUUACUGUUCCCCUGAAUUCUGGAUGGAGGAGGAACGUGGAAGAUGAUGAUUCUGCUCCCCCAUCUGCUUUUCUGCAUCUAGCAAGGAGGCUGCCAGACCUGGGAGAUGGGAAAGAAGGGGAAAAGGGGAUCCUGCCCCAGCUCUACCACAUUUACUUUGCGACUGUGGCAGGUUGCUUCAUCGCUCAUGUUUCAUUGCCCACAAAGUGGUGAGAACCCUUGUCGCUGUAAAUGCCUUUUUUUUUUUUUCCUGUCACCACAGGAAGUUUUGAGGGUUAAAAAGUAUGUGUGUCAGCUGGGAGGUUCCCCUCACCUCUUGCUUUUUGAUCUUUUCUCAGGUUCAGAUUAAGAGCAGAUCUAGCUGGGGAGGGGAGGUUUCUCCUUCCUCCAGAUAGAUGGGGCAGUGGGAGAUCUGUGUGGCCGUUCCCUUUGUCCUGUGCGCCUGAUUUCUUACAGGUAGCCUCAAAACAUGUGGCACGAGGAGAGAGGGAGAGGAACUGAGUAUUUCUUGUUGAUCCUACCUGGGCAGCUAGGGAGCGUUUCCUGGGAAAGGAUGACUGAGACUUUUCAAAAGCAUGCCAGACAGGUACUUCUGAAAAUUUCUCCCCACGUAGAGCAGUGGGAGUAUUUGGACCAGCCGAUGGAAAGAGGGUGAGCAGUCAGCAUGCAUACACCAGUGCGCUCUUCACCCCUGCGUUGCCAAACUCCCUGGGUGCCUCAGGGCAACUCGCAGUUUCUUUUCUGGGUGCUGCAGGAGCUUUGGUAUGAAACUAUUUCUGAACUGAACCGUGAAGGACCAUCAAGGGCUGUUUUCCAAAACAUACAUCUGACCACAAAUUAAUGAGCAGUGCAGUGCUGCUCUUGCAGUUGCUCUGCAUGGAGUUGUAGCCUGGGGGAUUUAUCCAGAUUAGUCGUGGUGCUAGAGGAGAUGUUUCUUCUGAUUUAGGUUGUGGGCAGGAUGAACAAGGAUUGUGAAGAUUAGAAAAAAAUUGUAGCUGUGUUUUUUCAACUCUUCCUUCCCCUCCGGCCCAUGCAAGGCACUUGGUGACUUUUUCAGGUGUUUCCUGGGUAGGAAAGAGCUGCAGCUUUAAGCUAUAUUUUGGGGGGCGAGGGGGGAGGCACUAACCUGCUUAACAUGCAAUAACAGGGCUCUCGUGUCACAGAGAAGGUGUGGGAACGCUUGAGCUGUGGGUCAGAGCUCAGGUGCUGCUUUCUGUGGUUGCUUGCCGAGAUGUUGAUCUGCCCUCACAUGCGCACUGUAUUAAUUAUUUUUUUAAACCAAGGAGGGUCACAGAAGUUUACUUCUUCCGCAUGACUUUGUCUUGAAGGAAAAGAAGUUUUGAGUACGGGGCAUCCCCUUCUAUUUGUCCUCCUCUUCCCCACCUUACACACAGACUAACCACACAGACAAUCAUUUUGUAGGGAACAAGGGAGGAAGCACUGCAGGAUUUUGUAUGCUGGCGUUUUGUUUAUAAAAUGAUUUUAUGGACAUGUCUGUAAAACGUUCUCUAGAUUUUUCAAUCACACUAAUAAAAAGCAUCCUCAGCUUUGUAAAGGCA
Struthio camelus australis is the source of this 5329-nucleotide messenger RNA. NCBI's taxonomy places the organism in Eukaryota, Metazoa, Chordata, Aves, Struthioniformes, Struthionidae. The record is from RefSeq and is a predicted model, not a curated record.